UCUCUCUCUCUCUAAGGUUUUAACCCCUCUCUCUUCCAUCAAUUCUCUCUCUCUCCUCCACGUAGACGUAUUCAAGCUUCUCUGCCUGCAUCCAUGGCGUCUCUCUUCGCAAAGCUCAAUUUCACACCCAUCUCCCACUCCUCUGCCCCCACCCCAACUCGCUUCCUUCUCCAUUCCUCAAUUCACCCCAAAACUCGAACCCCAUUCGCCUCCAUCCUCUGCUCCUCCGUCACUCGCCCAAACUACAUCCCCAACCGCAUCCCCGACCCCCGCUACGUCCGCAUCUUCGACACCACCCUCCGCGACGGCGAACAGUCCCCCGGCGCCACCAUGACCAGCAAAGAGAAGCUCGACAUCGCCCGCCAGCUCUCCAAGCUCGGUGUCGACAUCAUCGAGGCCGGUUUUCCUGCCUCCUCCAAAGACGACCUCCAGGCCGUCAAAGUCAUUGCUCAGGAGGUUGGUAAUGCUGUGGAUGAGAAUGGGUAUGUGCCUGUGAUUUGUGGUCUCGCGAGGUGUAAUAAGAGGGAUAUUGAUGCGGCUUGGGAGGCUGUGAAGUACGCCAAGAGGCCGAGGAUUCAUACUUUUAUCGCCACGAGCGAAAUUCACAUGGAGUUUAAGCUGAAGAUGACGAGGGAAGAGGUGAUCGAGACGGCGCGGAGUAUGGUGAGCUAUGCGAGGAGUUUGGGUUGUGAAGAUGUGGAGUUCAGUCCAGAAGACGCUGGAAGGUCGGUUUUUGAUCAUUGAUGAACUCAAUUGUUUGGCUUGGUUCAUUAUAGUUUAAUUGAUUUUAUGAAAGCAUAGUGGCUUUACAAUCUAUUUGAUUUUAUAG
This is a messenger RNA of Camellia sinensis, 829 nucleotides long. Lineage: Eukaryota; Viridiplantae; Streptophyta; Magnoliopsida; Ericales; Theaceae. The record is from RefSeq and is a predicted model, not a curated record.